Molecule: messenger RNA, 4667 nt
Organism: Talpa occidentalis (Iberian mole)
Lineage: Eukaryota; Metazoa; Chordata; Mammalia; Eulipotyphla; Talpidae
Gene: SHISA5
Product: shisa family member 5
Exons: 6
Coding region: 88-807 (239 amino acids)
Biological process (GO): positive regulation of canonical NF-kappaB signal transduction
Cellular component (GO): endoplasmic reticulum
Source: RefSeq, a predicted model, not a curated record
GACGCGCCGGGCCGCGCGGGUCGGAGACUGCAGCUGCCCCGACCCUGGGACCCGGGUGCCUCGGUCCGUCUGUCUGUUGUCCCAGCCAUGGCUGCGCCGGCCCCCGUGCCACGGAUCCUCUUGCUGCUGCUGCUGCUACCGCCGCCCCCGGGUGCCCAUGGUGAGGUGUGUGUGGCUUCCCGUGGACAAAACCUCUUCCCUCAGUCCUGUCCUGAUUUCUGCUGUGGCAGCUGUUCUGACCAGUACUGCUGCUCUGACGUGCUGAAGAAGUUUGUGUGGAACGAGGAAAGUUGUGCUGUGUCUGAGGCCAGAGUGGCUGCUGACAUGGAGUCACAGGAGCAGCUAGAACAGCUGGGCCCAGCGCUGAGGUUUGGCAUGGAUAGCGAUCCCAUGUCAGGGUUUGGGGCAACUGUAGCCAUCGGCCUGACCAUCUUUGUGCUCUCUGUUGUCACCAUCAUCAUCUGCUUCACCUGCUCCUGCUGCUGUUUGUACAAGAUGUGCCGCCGACCACGUCCGGUUGUGAACACCACUACGACCACCACCGUGGUGCAUACCCCUUACCCGCAGCCUCCAAAUGUGCCACCCAGCUAUCCUGGGCCUACAUACCAGGGCUACCAUCCCAUGCCCCCCCAGCCAGGGAUGCCAGCAGCACCUUAUCCAACGCAGUACCCACCACCCUACCCUGCUCAGCCCAUGGGCCCACCGGCUUACCAUGAGACAUUGGCUGGAGGUGCAGCCAUGCCCUACCCUGUCAGCCAGCCUCCUUACAACCCUGCCUACAUGGACCCGCCGAAGGCAGUCCCCUGAACAAACUCCUGCAUCUCUAACUGCCACGUGAUGUGUGCGUGAAUGGGUAUGCUGGCACGGUUAUUUUCUCCCCGUGCAUGGUGUGUGUCUUGUGUGUACAGAGGCUUUUUGUGAUGCUGAUGAGGUGAACAAUCCUUGCUGGAGUUGCUAGAACCAUUCUUUGUUCUCUUCCUCCCUUGAAAUUAUGCUUCCUGAAAUCUCUUGCAAAAUUCAAGUUGCAUGGGAGCUCUCUUCCAGACCACCCCAGGAAGACCAGGUGGGACUUUGUCACACUAGACUAGCAUAACUUUUUGUGUCAAGAUGCACCUGUUCUGGUUUCAGCCAUUGCUCUAGGCCAUGGCUUGUUCCCAGGGGUACCCUUCAAAGAACCAGGGCCAUGAUGCAGCCAAAUGGGUGAGGCUUGGAUUCUGGUUAAGUCGAGUUUCCAUCCUUCAGCAGAUGACCCCAUAGCUCCUGGGGCUUGUGCCAUGCCCUGCGGAGGAUGGGGCUUCCUGGUAUCAGAACCUUAGGCAGAGUCCUGUCUACCCCUGAUAGCUGUCUGCUUGGACUGUCCUGCAUCCUCCAUGGGACCCCCUGGAGGGCCACAUUCACUCAUGGUUCUGGCUGCCCUGGCUGGCCCCAGUUCCAUCACAGGGCGGGCAGGGGCUCCUGUCCACCUACACUCAGGUGUCCUCCCUGCAGUAUUGUGUUUCACUCUUAGCCAAACAUUUUUAUUGUCUUCUGUUUCAAAAUAUGUGUGAUAUGCUGAGGGACUGAAAUCCCUAGGUCCUGGAUGGAGACUGGCCCACAGAAGAGGGACUGUCUGACUUCUGAUAGUCCGUUUUCCACCAACACCAGCCUCACACUGUAUCCAGCUCCUGUCCCCCAGUCUCGUUCAUCCUAGCAGCAGGACACUGGGCCAAGGGAUCAUCGUGACCAAAGGUGGAGGGGCCUCUAGGUGGCUGCUCUGGCCCAGACUCGAAUACCUCGGUGUUCCCUGCCCCUCUGUUCUCACUAGAUCGGUCUUAGCUUUGUAUCUGUUGAUAUGUUCCGAGAGUCUAGUGUUUAUAAACACCCUUGUUUAUAAUAAAUGCAAACAUUUGCAAUUGCUGCUCCUCCUCUUUAUAACCUUGACUGCUGGGGCUGAGUGUUAAGCUAGGUACCACUUCCACCCAUUGGAUGCCUGUGUUUUUCCUACUUUUAUUGGGGCCAGAAGUCUGAACAACCUGCCAGGAAGGAUGAGGGACAAACACUGUACCACCCUCCCCUCCCCAGGUCCCUGAGUGUGGGUAGAGGACCAGGAAGCUCCAAGGUUGCCGAAAAAAGUAGGAGGCAAGUACGCUGUGAUAAUAAUGCUAUGAGGGGUCUUUAUUAGUCAGACUUUCCUUCUUGACCUGCUACUCAGGUGUGGCCAGGAACAAUCCAUACAGCGUAGCUAGUGCCAAGGUCAGAAAGGCCAGCAGGCUCAGUGGGGCCAGCAGACUCUCCCUAGGUGGGGGUCCAGGGCCCUCCUUUGGAGGAAAGGCAUUGGGCCUCCUGCUGUUGCCAGAACUGGGACUGGAGUCCCUGGCUGUGGUCAGGGGUGCAGAGGUUACAGCAGCAUAUUGCCUUGGGAUGGUUUUGGCUGAGGCUAGCACCCCAUACAUGGGCUGCACGGUGCUGAAGGGCUUGGCAUGAGCAUCCACCCACUUCAGCAGGGCCUGUGGCCUCCACUGACAGAUGCUGAGCAGAGCUAGUACAUCACCCUCGGCCGUGUGUGAGUCUGGUGGGGCCUGCCCAUACAGGCGUGUAUAGAUGCUGCUUAGGCUGUAGCUCUUCCUUUCGCCGUGCUCUGAGGGGCUGCCAGCCUUCUCCAGGGCCUUCAGGGCGGCAAUGCUGUCCACACAGAAGGCACCAUCCAGAGCGCUGGUAAGGCCCAGAAAAGCCAGCUCCGCUUGGAGUAGGGGGAAGUCAUAGCGGUUACCAUUGUGUGCCACCAGGCACCAGGGCUGUGGUUGGCGCUGCAGGAAGGCUUGGAGCAUGUUGGCCAGGUCAGCAUUGAAGUGUUGACGCCCGUGUGCUGCUAGCAUAGCUGUGCUCAGUCCUGUGAUCUCGCUGGCCGCAGGGCUACAGGCCUUCCCUGGAGCCACACACAGGGAGAGCUUGUCCACCACACGGGGUGGCAGGGGCACAGUGGGAGGUGGCCCCUGACGGGUAGGAGGGCUCUCCAAGGCACAUCUGUGAAUAGCCAGCAGGCACAGCUCCGUGACUCUUGGCUGGGAAAAGGGUAGGCCAGUGGCCUCCAGGUCCAGGAAGAUGAGGGUCUGCAUGGGACCUGAGGGUAGGGUCUGGGAGCCCAUGGUGAGGCAGGUACCUGCCGCUGAACCUGGGGAGGAGCAUGGGGUGCAGAGUAGGUGUGAGUGUCUGAAUGGAAAGAUCUAAGGCAGGUGGGGUGGGCAGGAGCAUCUCUCUGACCGUCCCUGUGUAAGCAGACACGGUGAGCGCCAGGACCCAGAUUCAGUGCAGAAAGCCAGAGAGAGUGGGGUGGUUUCCUUAGUGGGACCAGUACACUCAACUAAGGGAGAGUUUGGCUCCUUCCCCAGCACCACCUAGUCUGGGGGUGGGGGGAGACUAUCCAUGCCAUCCAGUCUUGUCCCAUCCUCUUGGGGGUCCUUACUUACCAAUUAGCAGGCAGCAGCAGACUCUGGGCCCACGUUCUGGCUGGUUCCGGCUGCUGGCAGCAGUGGCGGGAAGUGAAACUCAGCUUGAGCCCGCCCACAGAUGGCGUCAUCAAGGCCCGCCCUGCUAGUCAGCCGGCCCGGUCUGUUCCUCUAGCCAACACCCUUCCCUCCCCAGCACACUACCCCUAUCCCUGGAGUCUUCUCAGAUCCACAGCUGUGGGCCUGCUGGCUGAAACAAUGUACCCAGGGCCCUCAAACCAGUGAGAGAGCAAGUGUGGAGGACAGGAGCAGCAGUGCCUAAACUAUCGGGGAAGGACAGCAUUCCAGCCCUUGCCAGGCCCACUGUGUGCCCAAAUCUUCCCAGGCCUCCGGGUUUUAGGCCUAGACUUAGGGCCACCUCCUUUCUUGCCUCACAUGGUUUCUUCCCAUGGCCUCAGCCCAAAGGGAUGACUCAGGACAAUUCCAGGCAGGGCAGGGCUCCUUCCUGGAGGCAGAUUUGUUACCAUGGGGAUUAGGUCUCUGGUCUACUCAGGAACAGGAAGGAGUCCAGCCUUCCCCUGGGUUCUGGUCCUGCUCCAUCCCUCCCACUCAGCCAAGGCAGAUCAGACUCAGGAAACACAAGCCCCAGGGCUUUUAAUCAGUUGAUAAGGUGAGGAAAGUAGUGGUGCUGGUGCCACCAUGUGGCUCAGCCACAGUCCAUCUCGGAGUCAUCCACAUCCGUCUCAGCAGCACAGAGGUCAUCCAGAGCUGCCUCUGAGCAAACAGAAGAGGGUUCUUUGGUGAAGACCCUAAGGUGCUGGGAACUGGGGGAGGUCCCACCUCUCCUCCCACAGGAACUAACCAGUCCCAUCCAGCCCAGGCUUUGCUCCCUCAGCUACUUGCAAGCAAAGUGAUACAAAGGCAAUCAGACAGGCAGGUUUCUGCAGGCAAAGGCUGUGGUGGAUGGGAGACUGCUGGCAUAAGGCCAAGAAGUUCAAGAAGUUUGACUUGUCUAUGAAGUUCAUGGACAAAACCCCCCAUGUGGGCCGGGGACAUGCUUACCUUCACAGUCUGUCACGUCAGGAAGCCCUCGAAUCAGCAUGCUGACCCCUGGCAUCACCUGGUCAUACUGAUGUAGGACCUCCACGCAGUGCACAGUGAAGAGCUUGUCCUUCUGGGACAGGCUGUGCAGCAAUAGCACUGUGUCCCGCAGACACCGCACAGUCCGCUUCUGCUGGUCAG